This is a messenger RNA of Pararge aegeria (speckled wood butterfly), 3050 nucleotides long. RefSeq lists its product as uncharacterized. The transcript is spliced from 12 exons. The coding region runs from base 53 to 2491 and encodes 812 amino acids. The record is from RefSeq and is a predicted model, not a curated record. Lineage: Eukaryota; Metazoa; Arthropoda; Insecta; Lepidoptera; Nymphalidae.
AAGUUUCUUUAAAUUAAUUAAAAUUAAAUAUAUCUGCGAUAGCAUCGCUAUAAUGGCAUCGUUGGAUACUCUAACACCGCAUUUGUCCAAAAUUAAAAUACCGGCGCCCCAGCAGCUGGUUUACAAGGAUGAGUGUGUGUAUUCUUUUGACAAUCCGGAGAAUGGAAAGACGCCAGAUAAUACAAAUUCUUUAGAAGCCCUGAGAAGUAAUUUUGAAAUACCAGAAAAUCAUAAUAUCUGGUAUAUAGUCACAGACUCAAAUGUGUUAUUACAUAAUUUACAUGUGCUCAAUAAUAUACUUAAUGCAGAUAAACAAUGCCGUCUAAUGGUACCACAACAAGUAAUGAAAAAAAUUCAAAAUGCUACUAACUCUCGUCUCCGGCUUUUAGCUCACAAAACUCUUUAUUUUAUAUUAAGCAAAGUUGAAGCAAAUCUUGCGAUUAUAGAUAAGAGCAGUGAAGAAAUCGAUAAUAGCAAUGAUGAUAUAUUGAAUUGUUGCACUCUAAAUAUAGCGAGAGAGAAUCAUGUUGUAUUAUUAACUGAUGACAUAGAGUUGCACAAUAAUAGCAACACAUCAAAUAUGCAUAUCUUUGCAGUUUCAGAGAUUAAACAUUUAUUAGAAGAAUCCCAAUCAGAUGAGAUUCCAACUAACAAUUUUGACACAGUAGGAAUAGCUAGAGAUCGAAAUAUUAAAAUUACUAUUAAUAAUGAAACAAAUAUUCGACACGAUGACGACGCGAGCGUAUCACUCAUAAAAGAAGAUACUCACCCUGAAAUAGGUGAAGGAACAUGUGAAAAACUUCUUAAAAUAAAUAAGAAAGUUUGUGAUGUGGGAGUUCAAGCCGAUUCUGCGUCAUUACCGAAAAUUUGUGAGGAUAUUAACAAUGAGAUAAUUUUACCUGAUUCAACUAAAGCAAAUUUUUUGAGAAUGAAAUCCGAUGAGUGGGUGUCUCGUUUAGUGCAAAUCAUGGAGGAGGCUCUCACGCAGAUAUUGCGGUUGGAGCCUUCGGGCACUCUGGAACAUAUGCCGCCACCCUGGACAGUGCACGAGGCGACUGAGUGUAUCAAAAAGGGGUUUCAUUACGAUUCCGAUGUUGUUGAUGCGGCCAACAAGUUUUUACAGAUUUCCUUUGAAAACGGCGGGUUACGAGGUAAAAUUAAAUCAAGUAUAAAGCCCAAUAAAUUUAUGGAACUGUACAGUUUCGGUGUAUAUUUAAUUGAUGCCUUGCAGGGUGCUUUAGUCGAUAAUGAAGAUCUUCAAACGGCAGCCGAAUCUCUGUCUAAGUUGUUAAAUGACAUUCAAGAGCCGCAAUUAGAUCCGAGUAAUCAAGAUUCUUUUAAUGACAUUACUGUGCAGGAAAAUGAAACUAAAGUUGCAGAAGACAAUGGUACCACCAAAGGAACUGUCAGCCCAGAUAAAAAUAAAGAAACAGAAAGCCCGAAGGUGGCUAAAAAAAACAAGAGCCCUACAAUUUCACCAGGAAAAUACAAUUUAAGAUCACAAAUCAAAAAACCUAUCGAGGUAAAUCAAGACGUUUCGGGCAAAGUUUCAGUUACCAGAAACGUUGACACAGAAUCUUCAUUCUUCUCAAGUUUAUAUUUGAAGAAAAAUUCCAAUUUAAUAAGCGACAGCGAAAUUACUAUUAAAGACCCCAAUCUUAUUAUUGGAUUAGGAACAAGUGAUGAAAUAAAGGAAAAAAAUGGUAGUCCAAGCUUACAUAAGAAUGAAGAAAAUGUUAACACUGCAGAUGAAUUCACCCCUAAACUUGUAAAUGAAGAUCCUAAAAUGAAUGAACCUCAGAUAAUAAGAAAAUUUUCAAUAUGCCCAAAGUACGAAGACAGGUUUAAAAGUAAAUCUAAAUUUAUUUCUGACGUUGGGGGAGAUUCUAAUAAAGAAUUCGAGGGAUCAGUGAUCAAUUACGAAGAAGAAGAUUUUGAAGACGACUAUUACGGAACAGAUGAAUAUCAUGUGGAAAACGAAUACUACGAUAUGGAUGACAACGAUGUCGAAUGGCCUGCUUUUGGCACCAGCCCAGAAAAAACUGAAGGCAUUGGUAGAGUGCCGACUUCAAAUUAUAUUGAUAUUAUCUCUAAGAACGAAUCUUUAACUUUUAAACGUAUAAUGGAAAAAUUUGAAAAGGACAUCCAAAGGGCUUAUUCCUCAAUUCAAGAUUUCUGUGUAAAAUCUUGUGAAAGCUUACAGACUCCAGACUUUAGCGCCGAAGAUAAAACUCAAAUGCAAUUACGGGCAGAAAAAACAUACACUUACAUUCAUCAAAUAUGUCAUCAACUUAAUAGUGUCUUGACAAGAGAGAAUUCGGACCAAGGUAUUUCUGAAAUACUUAAAAGAAAGGAAUUUAAAGAUAUUGAAGUCGAAGAAAAUGACAUGGAAGUUUAUAGAAAUUUUAUCGGCAAUUGUUUGGAACAAGGAAAAGUUUUGAUGGAUUCAAUCACAUUAGUGCUCGAAGCUAGCAAGGAAGAGACAGGUUAAUAACUGAGGACGUGAAUAGAGUUCUUGCUAUAUGCGAGCACCGUAUUUCAUUAAGACAUGGGCCUAAGAGAAGCAGGGGAUAAAUAUUUUAAAUAUUCUCGGAAUAAAACACCCUUUUUAACUCCCAUUGCUUACGUAUGAAGACGCAUAGAAACAAUUAACAAACUGAUCGACGCACUCGCAUUUGUACUACACUAGCACGGACAAUCCGUGGACAACCACGGACCAAAUGUAAACAAAGAAAUGACAUUUCCUUAACAUUUAAUUAGCUUUAGUUGCUUUAUUUUAGUAUUUUAGUGAUAAAAAUAUAUUUUUUCAUAAUUUUACAGAAAACCGAAAUAAAAAUAUAUUUUAAAUUUUACAGAAGACUAAUAUACUGUUUACCCCUUCAGUAAAUGAACAACCUGUCAUUUUAAUUUUAUAUUUGGUCCGCGAUUAAAUUGUUCUAACUUUAGUGUGGAUUUUUUGUUUCUUUGAAUCAUGUUGGAAGAAAACUCAUGAUAUCUCCCAUAAGUUUAUGAGCUUUAUUGAAACACUGCUGAAGUAUGAUAAGUUGAGU